AUGGCUCAGAGGGACCAUUGCAGAGAGGUACUUGUCUUUUGGUGCUUUGGAGUUUACAAGAUCACAGCUAUGAUUGCUAAGUGGAUCAUGUCAGCCAUGAGGAAAACCGCAUUUAUCUCUUGGUGUCGUCAAUCUUUAUUUCAUUUCUGGUGGUUGGUUACCAAGCAACGGGCGAUUUCUCUGAAGAGUGUCCGCCAAUGCAAGUCUCUUCUUUCUGGUUCUUCUCGUUAUCGGCAAUUCGGUGGGCAUCCUGAAAUGAAGGUCUCUUAUCGAUUGAUCACAUCAGCAGCAAGAAACAACUUGUAUAUCUUUGAUAUCAGCAAGCUUUCUAUCUCUUGGUGGUUCUGGUUAUUGGCGAUUCCUUUGAUGGAUCUCUACAACCAUACGCGUCUUAUGGAUGGAUCAUGUCAUCAACAAGCAAUGAGAGCCCGCGUUGACAUCUUUGGUGUUACCAAGGUCAUUUAUGCAUCUCCUCAAGGCAUUCAUCGUCAAGCUGCAUUCGAUUUCCAAUGA
This is a messenger RNA of Lichtheimia ornata, 513 nucleotides long. RefSeq lists its product as uncharacterized. The record is from RefSeq and is a predicted model, not a curated record. The transcript has 4 exons. Bases 1 to 513 code for a protein of 170 amino acids. Lineage: Eukaryota; Fungi; Mucoromycota; Mucoromycetes; Mucorales; Lichtheimiaceae.